AUGGCCGUCACACAUCAAGCACACACCUUCAUAGACACCACAAAAUACAAGAGCUGUCCGCUCAAGAAGCGUCCCAUCAUCUACGAGACCAAACCCGAAACCAGUGCGCCAAUGAUUGCUUCUUCCCAAUUUUACGAUGCACCGGUGGCGCACAUAAAGCAGGAACCGCUGGAACCUGAGCUGCCGCAUCAAGGCGAACAUCCGCAAGAUCUCUCGUUGAAGCGUAAAUCCAGCAGCAUUCAUUUUGAGGAGUACACAUUCCCUGUCAAGCGCGAGUGCGCGCUAGAUCUCUCGAAGGAGAGCUCCAGGUCAAGCAUAACGACGCAAUUGCUUUCACCAUCCAAUCAGUAUCGUCUCGUAUCGCCUGCCAAUUCUGUCACUCCACUCUACGCUGAUUUGGCUAUGAAUCUUGGCAUGCUCACGCCCUGCUCGAACGCCGACUGUGAGUCAGACUAUACUCACCAUCAGCAGCAGCAGCAGCAGAUGCCAGAGGAUAUACAUCUGCGUGGCUUAACUGCCGAUACCUGCAGUUACACCACAGCAGCUACCAACUACAAAGCUGCGUUUGCGCAGGCCGCAGGCGUUACACCAGUGACGGCGCUCUGGAAUUCCUACCUGCCCAAUGUCGGUAAUCUUCACUCGAUUUUCCCAUCACCAGCCUUAUCGAUUGCCAGCUCACCGCGUUCGGUAAACAGUUAUCAGCAAAUGACGCCACCAUCCAGUCCGAAUUCGGCGGAUGACAAUAGUGCAGUGCCCGAGGAUCUCAGUGUGCGUAGUGAUAUACCAGUGUCGGUGAUCCAUCAUGCGAGUGCCAAGUUGCUACAGGAUUCAUUGCAUAGCAGUGAUAGUGAGUGCUACAACAACAGCAACAAUAACAGUAUGUCCAACAAACAUGGCCAUUACCGUUUCAAAUGCGAUAAGUGCAACAAAAUGUAUUCCACUUCGAUUGGUUUGUCAAAGCACCAGCAAUUCCAUUGCCCGGCUGCCGAGUGCAAUCAGCAAAAGAAGCAACAUUCGUGCCAGGAUUGUGGCAAGCUCUACACUACCAUUGGCGCACUAAAGAUGCACAUACGCACCCAUACACUGCCCUGCAAAUGUCCCAUUUGCUUCAAGGCGUUCUCGCGCCCUUGGCUGCUGCAGGGUCACAUACGCACGCACACCGGCGAGAAACCAUUCCAAUGCAACGACUGCCCGCGCUCCUUUGCCGAUCGCUCCAACUUGCGCGCCCACCAGCAGACACAUGUCGAGGUGAAGAAGUACGCUUGCAAGGCUUGCGGCAAAUCCUUUUCGCGCAUGUCGCUGCUCAACAAACACAUCACCACAAAUUGCACCAGCACAACUACGCAGAUAAGCGUGCAUGUAGAGGGGAAGUGGCAAGUUGAAUAA
This is a messenger RNA of Anastrepha obliqua, 1386 nucleotides long. RefSeq names its product protein snail (gene sna). Lineage: Eukaryota; Metazoa; Arthropoda; Insecta; Diptera; Tephritidae. Gene Ontology annotation, molecular function: RNA polymerase II cis-regulatory region sequence-specific DNA binding; DNA-binding transcription factor activity, RNA polymerase II-specific. The transcript has a single exon. Gene Ontology annotation, biological process: regulation of DNA-templated transcription. The coding region runs from base 1 to 1386 and encodes 461 amino acids. The record is from RefSeq and is a predicted model, not a curated record.